This is a messenger RNA of Morus notabilis, 1590 nucleotides long. RefSeq lists its product as uncharacterized. Lineage: Eukaryota; Viridiplantae; Streptophyta; Magnoliopsida; Rosales; Moraceae. Gene Ontology annotation, molecular function: hydrolase activity. The record is from RefSeq and is a predicted model, not a curated record.
AUGGAAGAAACAUACAAAGGUGUUCAGCUGCCUGAUGAAGCUCUAGAAGCUGUUGUGCUUGAAUUACUUGGGCAACUGAUAGCUGUCAGUUGGCAAUGGAGUGGAAGUCUGUGCACUUGUUCAAACAUGUGGUCGUGGAAUAAACUAGGGAGGUUAAACUUACUGUUGACGGCUGAAUUCCGUCAACAGAAAUACGCCGGGUUACCUGCUGGUAUCCCGUUGGGUUACCGGCUGGAAAUUAACGGUUGUUCUUAUCACGCCGACAAGUUCGGGCGGAUUGUCCUGCCUUUGAUCUUCCCAUUGAUCAUUGUUCCGGCGAUUGUUGUUGCUUCGUCGGUCAGCCCUGCAUUCAUUGAGCCUCCCUUCUCGGAUCAACCUUUCAACUUCGUCUUUCAGAUCAAAGCAUUUGGCGGUCGUAUGUCCGCUUUCACUGUGAAAUCUACAAUACUUGCUCUAAUUUCUUCUCACCGGGUUAGACUUGAGCGGCGGUGGCCGACGCAGUACCUAGAGAAAUACGCCGGGUUACCUGCUGGUAUCCCGUUGGGUUACCGGCUGGAAAUUAACGGUUGUUCUUAUCACGCCGACAAGUUCGGGCGGAUUGUCCUGCCUUUGAUCUUCCCAUUGAUCAUUGUUCCGGCGAUUGUUGUUGCUUCAUCGGUCAGCCCUGCAUUCAUUGAGCCUCCCUUCUCGGAUCAACCUUUCAACUUCGUCUUUCAGAUCAAAGCAUUUGGCGAUCGUGAUUUCGGUGAAGAGAAUGUUGAACUUGUUCAAAGUGUAGCUAAUCUGAAAUUUCCGAAAGCUGUUAUUCUUGGAAAUCAUGAUGCUUGGUAUACACAACAGUUUUCUGGGAAGAGAAAGGAUGGUGUUCAACUUCAGCUUGAAAGUCUUGGUGACGCUCAUGUAGCUUAUCAAUGUUUGGACUUUCCUAUGGUAAAACUGAGUGUUGUUGGUGGACGACCAUUUUCUUGUGGUGGACAAAAGGUGUUUCCAAAAAGGCUCCUGUCUGCAAGAUAUGGAGUUGAAGACAUGGAUGGAAGUGCUAAAAAAAUCUGUAAAGGUGCUUUAAGUGCGCCUGAGGAUCAUUUCGUUAUACUACUUGCACAUAAUGGACCCACAGAUGCAUGUCUGCAGUUGGAUGACAUAUGCGGAAAAGAUUGGGGAAUUGGAGACGGCGAUCAUGGUGAUCCAGAUCUAGAACAGGCCAUAUCCCUCUUAAAAGACAGCAACAAAGUCUCUGUCCCAUUGGUAGUGUUUGGUCACAUGCAUGAAAGGGGUCUGCGUAAAAUGAUCGUAAAGAUCGUGGUCGGUUCCGACGACACCAUUUACCUGAAUGGAGCCAAUAUUGUUCCUAGGGUUAGAACAUUGAUUAAUGAACAAGCCAAAGAAGGAAGCAGCAAGAGUGAGUCUAAAGGCUCCAUGAUGGCCUUCACUAUAGUUGACAUUUUGGAUGGACGAGUUGAUAAGAUUGCUGAAAGUUAGGUUUCAGUUUUUGGGGACAAGGCCACAUUGGAAGAGGAGCACGUAUUAUUUAAGAGGCAAUUAGAGUUAACCCAAAAUUGGAUUUCUCUAUUUCAGUCAUGUUGUGUUUAG